CGGUUAUGUCCGCGCGGAGAGGAGGAGCGAGCUCGUCACAGGAAAGAAACCAAGCCCUCUUCAAACACACAUCUCCUCACACCCAGCGUGUGUGUGUUACAACACACACCAACUAUGUUCGCGGUGUAAAUUCCUGAAGAAACUCUUCUCCAAGUAUGCCGUAGAGAGCCGAGUUUUCCAGCCAUGGCUUGUUUGAGGAUGGCGGUCAGACUGGCCGGACCGAGCCGCUUCAGAAGCUCCGCGACUCUCACCGCUCUGCAGCAGCUGAAGGUUCAGCCCAGCGAGCUCCUGUGGAGGUGCCACCCAGUCAUCUGCUGUAGCACUUCAGCGCCAUCUAAUGAUAUUACAGUGCAGUAUAGACAUGGACGACCAGUGCUGGCCCUGCCUUUGCCAUCCAGGCAGGAGAAGUGCCUCUUUUUCUUGCGGCCCAUGCUCAUGACUGUUAGUGACCUCAUUCAUGACAUCCGGAGAGAAGACUCAGGAGUUUCAUCUGCUUCUGUAUUCACCACUGAUGGUGUAAGGGUUGCCUCUGGUACACCCAUGGACACUCUGCUUAACAAAGAUUUCCACUUGCGUAUCAAUGGAGUCGUCUACAAUGUCCACUCGGUGCAAAGAGAACCACUGACUAGUGAGCGUGUAUCGAGCAUGGAGGAUGUGAAGAAUACAGUACACAUGUUACACACAGCACUACAGCUGCCUGAGCACCACCUGAUGAAGGAAAAGGAGUUGCAGCAGAAACUGGACAUCCUGAAACAAGAACUCAUGCCUCUGGAGCAGAUGAAAGCCCAGCUGGAUCUCAGGGCUGAGCGCAGUUCUUCAAGGGCGCUCUGGGUGGGCCUGGCUCUGCUCUCUGUGCAGGGAGGGGCUCUGGCCUGGCUCACCUGGUGGGUUUAUUCCUGGGACGUCAUGGAACCUGUCACCUACUUCAUCACUUACUCCACCAGCAUUGGAAUCUACGCCUACUACGUUCUAACCAAACAGGACUAUGUUUACCCAGAUGCAAAGGACAGACAGUUCCUGCAUUACUUCUACAAGGGUGCCAGAAGACAACAGUUUAGUGUGCAGAAGUACAACAGACUUAAGGACGAGCUGUCUUUGGUCGAGGAAGACCUAAGACGUUUGCGGAACCCAAAUCAACUCAGACUGCCUGUGGAACAGAUCCAGUCUAGCGCUGAAUAAUACGUGCAAAACAAAACCCUCACACAAAAGAUGGACAUGCUGCCCUUCCCUAAACUAGACGGUUUGAUACUCCUGUUAUUUAUAAUAUCGAUAACAGAUGUCAUCUCAUGAACUGCUUGUAGAGAAAAAUACAUUUGUUGUGUUCCAUAUUUGGAGCAUCUAAAUAUUGAAAUAAAGCACUUACCCUGAAUUUUA
Molecule: messenger RNA, 1374 nt
Organism: Pygocentrus nattereri (red-bellied piranha)
Lineage: Eukaryota; Metazoa; Chordata; Actinopteri; Characiformes; Serrasalmidae
Product: mitochondrial calcium uniporter dominant negative subunit beta
Exons: 8
Coding region: 184-1179 (331 amino acids)
Biological process (GO): calcium import into the mitochondrion; mitochondrial calcium ion homeostasis
Cellular component (GO): mitochondrial inner membrane; uniplex complex
Molecular function (GO): calcium channel inhibitor activity
Source: RefSeq, a predicted model, not a curated record